UGGGUAGGGCUGCUGCCCAUAGCGAAUAAUGAACCUUCUCUCUCUCAUAACUUUGUCGUACAAUAGCCCAAAGUCUUAAGAGAAGAUUUCUCUCUCUUCUCUCUCUUCUACCCAGAACACCUGCGUAGAGAGGAGUUGCGAGCAUCUGCUCCCAAUCACCGCAACCACCGCCUCUGUUGGUGUAACAGCACUCUAUUCCUACACUACCCUUAUUUAGGUUUUAUCUCUCCCUCUCUCUCUCUGCAAAAUUUCAUGGCCUGCUUUCUCCUCUCAAACCCUAGCCUUUCCUCUCCUUUCCUCACCAAAAAACUUUCUAUUAUUGCCAAUUCAAAGAGCCCAUCUACAGUGCGUGUUUUGAGUUUUAGGAGCCCUAGAUGCGCUGGGGAUUCACGUUAUGAAGGCAAUACUCCAACAUUCCCUCGAAUAAAUGUUCAGGACCCAUACAGACGGCUUGGUGUAAGCAGAGAUGCUUCUGAAAAAGAAAUUUGGAGUUCCCGGAACUUUCUUUUAGCUCAAUAUGCUCCGCAUGAAAGAAGUGCAGAAUCAAUAGAGUUGGCUUUUGAAAAGUUACUGAUGGAUAGUUUCGUACGCACGAAGAAAAGAAAAAUCAACUUGAAAAGCAUGUUAAAAAAGCAAGUACAGGAGUCUCCACCUUGGUUCAAGAACUUGCUCGGAUUUGUGGAAGUUCCUCCUACCGUGAUUAUUCUUAGAAGAUUGUUCCUCUUUGCAUUCAUCGCUGGCUGGAGUAUCAUGAAUUCUGCCGAAACUGGACCCGCUUUCCAGGUGGCCAUUUCUUUGGGAGCUUGCAUAUACUUCCUCAAUGGAAAGAAAAAGAGCCUAGCUAAAGCUUCCAUGAUCGGAUUAGGAUUGCUUGUGGCUGGUUGGAUUUGUGGUUCUUUCCUAGUUCCUGCAAUCCCUGCGGCGCUGUUACAUCCAAGUUGGACACUUGAACUUCUAACAUCUCUGGUGGCUUAUGUAUUUCUGUUUCUUGGCUGUACCUUUCUUAAGUGAGAGCAGCCAUGUCGUCUACCUUUUGUUUCUUCUUUCUGCAACAAAGUUGAAACUGGAUAAACUUUAUGCCAUUUCCAUUUGGCUGGGAUUGUUUUCUUCCAUUUCCUCCUCGUUCUUUUGUUGUGUCAUGGUGAGAGUAUAGCUACAUGGUUUUUGACUAUUGUACCCUUAAUAUAUGUCGAAAUAAGCUACUACUAGUAAGCAAUGAAAUGCUUAAUCGUAUAUCUUUUGUUCU
Molecule: messenger RNA, 1246 nt
Organism: Rhododendron vialii
Lineage: Eukaryota; Viridiplantae; Streptophyta; Magnoliopsida; Ericales; Ericaceae
Product: protein CHAPERONE-LIKE PROTEIN OF POR1, chloroplastic-like
Exons: 5
Coding region: 253-1011 (252 amino acids)
Cellular component (GO): chloroplast membrane
Source: RefSeq, a predicted model, not a curated record